ACAUGCCAACUUGUUGUGUUCCACACUAUAAAAAUUAUUAUCAGAAAGGCUUUUCACUCUACUCGCUUCCUGCAGAUCUUACUAGAAGAGCAUAUAAUGCAAGUAUUAAAUAUGCAAGAUUUGUGUAUUUAAGAUGUUUUCGAAAUAAUACUUUAUUUUUUGUAAGCAAAGAUGUUUUUGAAUAUUUCAUUGCCAUGGAAAUUGUUAUUCUGCAAUAUCUUCCUCAUUUAAAUAAUUUUAAGUGUAAUUUAAUUAGUUUCUUUAUGGAAAAAAUGGAAAAUGUUUUUUGUGCGAGCAUUAACAAUUGUCAUCAAUUAAGUUUGAAAAUUAUGAGACGAUUUAUUGCAUAUAGGAUGAAAAUUGUGUGUACAAAGGGGCAAUUAGUAAAACCAAUACACAAUAGCAAAACAAUGGCCAUUCUAUUGUUACGUAAUGUUACAAAAUGUUUAUAUUUGUUCAUUUGAAUUAU
Harpegnathos saltator (Jerdon's jumping ant) is the source of this 469-nucleotide messenger RNA. RefSeq lists its product as uncharacterized. NCBI's taxonomy places the organism in Eukaryota, Metazoa, Arthropoda, Insecta, Hymenoptera, Formicidae. Bases 3 to 464 code for a protein of 153 amino acids. The record is from RefSeq and is a predicted model, not a curated record. The transcript is spliced from 2 exons.